CCUAAUAACAUCAGCCAUCAAAUUUUGCUAUGACGGGAAUCGUAAUUUUGUUGCAUAUCGGUCAUGAAAUCAGGCGCAGUCUUCGGCAAAGUUGAAGCACGUUUAAUAUUGCUAUAAUAUAGAGCAUCUCGUAUAAUCGAAAAAAGUGAGGAUCCCAGCCGCACUGACGCCGCAACGAUUAGCUCAUUCGAAUACGUCAUGCCGUUUCAGUUACGGACGAGUUUACCUCCGAGCACCGAAGAGAUUAAUCGACAAGAGAUUGUCUGGAGUGUUCUCCGCGGGGCUUCAAAUAUAACUUUAACGACGAUGCUAGAGAAGAAAGCCGCAGCGAUAUGCCAUCAUGCACGGAUUGACUCAAUAAUGCAAUGUAAAGUUCUCAAAUCUCUCGAAACGAUCAAAACGUUCAUAAAAAACGAAGAUGAUUUGAACGACGUAAUAGUUCAACGAAAAAUCUGGAACUACUUAAAAACUGUGGAAAUCGAGAUAGGCGACGUAAUGCAUUUGUCGGUCAAACCACUGAUUCUUACCCGCGCACCUCAAACCGUUUCUCACGAGAACAUCGAACUCGAAACUGCUCCUAAUGUGACCGUGUCACUGCAUGAUUUUGAAACGCUGUGUUUUGAAAAUCGUGUACAACUUCAGUAUUACACGAAUACACCGUUUUCCUCAUAUGUCUUUCAGAACAUACUAUUCUCGUUGAGUGCCACCACGUUAGAGUCUCUUCUGGGAAGCGAUAAGUGGCAAGCGCGUCUUGCCACUCUCAUACAUCACACAGGAUUCUCGGAUAUUGUUACGAUUAAGUCGUUUUACGAGGAUACCGUAGAACACAAUGGUGUCGUGUACGAUACGUCGUUCGUGCCUAAAUACGAAGUGCGAAAACUCAAGCCGAUAGCCCGUCUACCGCGAACCACGAACGAUCCCGAGACGCUCAAUUAUCGAGAGAAGAUGGAUCCGCGUAACGUCAAAUCCGUACCGCUCAGUCAUAUCGGUAUAUUUCUUGUGUAUCCUUUCAAAGAUGGAUAUUACGUCCAGCCGGAUGGCACCGUAACACACGUUGGUAUAAUGGAACCGAAGAAAAACAGCAUCCAAUUUAAUGUGACGGAAUUAUGCGACGCGUCGAACGUAGAACAUACGAUUGACGAUGCAGCGCGCACAUUCAAUUAUGACGAUGUACUUGCAUAUGCGAUUCAUUCGGUCUCUCUGAAGGAGCAGGGUCUCGCAUUGUUGAUCAUCCGUCAAAUGAUCGGACCUGUACUCACGCUUGGCGAGUUUAAAAUCUCGUUGCCAACUAUCGAUGAAAUUCUCGCUUGGACCUCGUUUUCGUGCACGUCGAGGAAAAUUCUACUACCCGAACAUUCCAACACACCAACUGUGGCUGUGAGCAACGCUUUGAUACGUGAUAUUGCCAGUUCCUGUGUCUCUAAGCUAGGUGCGGCAUUUAUAUGCUCCUCUUAUAACAUACUUGAGUCGGACUUUCACGCUGUCUAUGGUAAUUUGCGAAACGAUGCCGAACUUUACGUAUUCCUGACACUUCUCAUGCAAGUAUAUCCAACGAAUAUGUACAAAUUACAGCGAGACAGUCUCAAACCCGUGUUUGGCUCUAGUCCUAGGUCACUUGAAAGAUACCAAUCGUCGACACGUGCCUACGUACAAACGACACUAGCUGAUCGUCUCAACUCGUACACCGAACCUCUCAUAACGCCAACAGACGUGGGAACUAGUGUCACAUGUCCACCUUACAAAUGCAUGGAACUCUACGAAUUUAUAGAUCCAAAACUUAACGAAUUAGUCACUACUGGAGACACAGAGCUUACACCUUCGCAAUACGCUAGUUUCAUUUCGUUGCACAUACAGCAGACGAAAAGAGUGUCAAGACGAGAGUAAAUUAUUGUUCUGCUUUUUGAAAUCGUUUGAGUACGAAUCCUGAAAGAACCUUUGAAAAAUGGAACUAAUAUGAAUGGUUAAAUUUUUAUU
Venturia canescens is the source of this 1974-nucleotide messenger RNA. RefSeq lists its product as uncharacterized. The record is from RefSeq and is marked provisional. Lineage: Eukaryota; Metazoa; Arthropoda; Insecta; Hymenoptera; Ichneumonidae. The transcript has a single exon. The coding region runs from base 199 to 1884 and encodes 561 amino acids.